Molecule: messenger RNA, 4987 nt
Organism: Oreochromis aureus
Lineage: Eukaryota; Metazoa; Chordata; Actinopteri; Cichliformes; Cichlidae
Gene: gal3st4
Product: galactose-3-O-sulfotransferase 4
Exons: 5
Coding region: 331-1848 (505 amino acids)
Biological process (GO): glycolipid biosynthetic process
Cellular component (GO): membrane
Molecular function (GO): galactosylceramide sulfotransferase activity
Source: RefSeq, a predicted model, not a curated record
CUGAGCCAACGGGAGCAGUGCAACAAGGACGCCCUUUGUUUUCUUCGCUGACCGGACACCGCUAUACGAGGAAGACCUGCUGAACCGCACUCUGAUUGGUCGAUGUCAAGUUGUCAGGCGUCACGGUGUGGAGAGAGGGGGAGUGUACCAAAUGCAGGACUCGCAGGCAGAUUGAAGAUGUGGAUGGUAUUUAUUUGGAAGGCUGGACGGACGUAAGCUAACUGAAACUGAAAGACUGGCUGACUGAAGUAGACCGGGAAACACACACAUGGAUUAGACGAUGACAAGACAAGGAACGGAGAGAAACUGAGGGUUUAAAUAGACCGGCUAAUGAUGACAAGAAACAGGAUGUUGCGAUGGCUGGUUUGUGGUCGGCUGGGUCCAGUUUGGAUGUGGAAAGCGCUGCUAUUCUUUGUGGCCAUUGCUUUUGCUACCCAGCUGCUGGGAAUCAUCUUCAACAAGAGCAGUACCCAACCAGCUGCUCACUCCAUCUUUUCAUCCCCUGAUGCCCAGGGGCCGUCUCUGGGCUCCUGUCAGCCCCACACUCACAUCAUGUUCCUCAAGACCCACAAGACCGCGAGCAGCACAGUGCUCAACAUGCUGUACCGCUUUGGAGAGGAGCGCAACCUUCGCUUUGCCCUCCCACUGGGCUACCAGCUGGGGUACCCACUACCUUUCAAUGCUCACAGAGUCAAAGGUUAUCGAGGUCCCCGAGCCACGGAGUUUCACAUCAUGGCCAAUCACAUGAGGUUUAAUAGGCCAGAGGUGGAGAAAGUGAUGCCUGCAGACACAUUCUACUUUUCUAUCAUCAGGGAUCCUGUCGCUCUGGCUGAGUCUUCGUUUGCUUAUUACAAAGAAGUAGCUCCUGCCUUUCGGAAGGCAAAGGGGCUGGGCGACUUUGCCGACGACCCCAAUAAAUACUAUGACCCUCGUCUUCGCAACAACCACUAUGCCCGCAACCUGCUUUGGUUUGAUUUUGGCAUGGACAAUAAUGCUAAUUUCUCAGUGGAAUUAGCUCAGCAUGGUGAGGCCAUGAUCCGCCAGACAUUCAGACUGAUUCUUGUGUCCGAGUACUUUGACGAGUCUAUGAUCCUGCUGAGACAUGCCCUCUGCUGGCCACUGGAUGCUGUAGUCUCAUUUAGCCUUAACGCUCGGCAGCAAAAGCCCAGCAGCAACAGCGUAAUGGGCGGAAGCUGGGUCGGCAAAGCUGCCGUAGCGGCUGGCGUCGGUGCUAGAGCUGGACGCUCACAAGGCAAGAUGUUGCCCAAUCUGUCGCUAACAGACCAUCAGCGGGAGAAGCUACGCCAAUGGAACGCCUUAGAUUGGUACCUAUACAAAGCCUUCAACCGCACGUUCUGGGAGGAUAUCGACAAGUUUGGUCGUGCCCAGAUGGAGCAAGAAGUAGCUCUUCUCAGGAUGCGGCGGGAAAUUCUGGGCCGAGUUUGUCUAAGGGAUGGUGGGAAGCCCGUAGAAGCGUACCGGAUACGAGACAAAAAUAUCCGACCCUUUCAGAGCGGAGUAGUAAAGAUUCUUGGAUACGAGCUCCAGCCGGGUCUCGACAAUGCUACCAGGACGGCCUGUCUGAGGAUGAUUAGGCCCGAGAUCCAAUACAAAGAUUUGCUGGAUAGUAAACAGUUCCCACGGUCUGUCCAACCCCAGCUGGGACAGCAGGGACAGGGACUGCUAGCAGCUGGUGGUGCUUUUGGAAGACAUGAUUCAUCUAGGACAGGAGAGAAAAUGAUGAUGGGAGAAGCUGAGAUGGAAAGAGAAAGAGACUGGGAUGGAAGCCGUAUAAUGAAGAGAAACCAGACUUUAAAAGGAGUGCGAGAAAAAGAAAGGUUGAGAUAGUUUAAGGUGAGUUACAUGUUACCUUUGAUUUGCGAGGGGAAACGGACCAGAGACACCUGAGCCAAAUUUAGUUUACAUGUGAGAAAGAAAAAAGCUUCUCUGCAGCACUUCCAGUUUUCUGUCUUUUCCUGAACACACUCUCUGGUUUGGUAUGUUUUCAUCUUUGGCAAUGUUGGCAAUUAUUUUGUAUGAGUGACAGUCUAUUUUAUUAUUGGAACUGCAUUUUCUUAUUGAGCUGUGUUAAUGCUUAAAUUAAAUAAAAGGUACAAGCUGUCCCAAGGUUACAGAGGAGGGGUACACCGCUCGGGUCUUGUGGCUGAUCCGACAGAGUGUCUUUAGUGACGCAGGCGGAGUUUGUCUUGCUUGACAGUACCACAGAAACCAAGACAUUGUUUUCAUGCAAGAUUAAAUUUUAGGUUUGUUCCAGUAUUAACAGCUGGUAUUGAUUUCAAAUGAUCGCUUCCCUGCUCAACUCUUGUUUUGUAUUUUAACACACAGACUGCUUUUUUACAUAAGCUUGCCUUUAAACACGGCUCAGAGACAGUAAAUCUCAUCUACAGGAGAAGUCUGCAGACAGCAGCUGUGGUGGUACAGGUACAUCUUCCAGGUGAAUUUAAAAAAAUUCACUUUUAGGCAGGAUUUUAAAUGUUUUGAUUUUCAUCAGGUUUGUGUAAUGAUUUUUUUCCCAGUGAAAUUAAGGUAAUGCUUCAAAAUAAGUGCCUGUGGGCGUGUCUCCUGAAACACCACAGGCUUGUUUGUGCUGUUGAGUGGUGAGUCUGGACUCUAAAAGCUAUUUCUGGAUUAUGAGUUUCAGUUUGUUUACAUUUAUGAAAACACAUCUUUUAGCUUUAGACUAAGAUUGCUACAUUGUUUCAGAUCCACACUUUCAGCAACAUUAACCACGUCUUAGGAACCUGCAGAAGGCUCAUAGCUCGCUGUUGUUUCCAGUGACUCACAGCAGUCCCAGUUUCAUUUUGUCAUUGACCUGCUCUUCCAUACUGAGGUCCAAAGUUACAUUGGGCACGUGCAGGGCCAGCAUGCUUACCUUUGCCUCCUUUCUGAGGACGCACCUGUGGAAGGAAAGUAGAGUCACAGACCAUAUUAGCAGUUUGUUAGCAGGUAAAGUGCUAACGCUAGACGACUGCUUCAGUUGUGUUCUUCACCAACUGCUGUCCGUACAGUCUAACACAGACUGAAAACCACGUUUCUUUGAUUGCAUAAGAAGCGUCACAGAGUGGGUUCACUGACAGUGUUGACCCAGCCUUAGUGAGGGUCAUCCCUGCAUGCGAGGUAGCACAGGUGACAGACAGCGUCAGACGUGACUGCAUGCAUAUACAUGAAAUAUGCAUGCGCCACUUUGUUUUUAAAUGAACCUCCUUACAACAGGUUGUUUCCUAGAUCAUAGGUGUUCGUUCAUUGUUGAAAGUAUUGAAUUUAUUGCCCAGUGUCAAACAUUCGAUCGUCUUGUUCUCCGUCCAGAGUCGGCCGCCCUAUACAGUGUACAUCUGCUCACCUCAGCAGUGGCCCGUAAGGGAGAUUCAGGCAUACUGUGUUUGAGCGGCUAUCUCCUCUGAUGAAAGGAUAUUAUUCAUCUUUUACAGUCAGUCUGUUUAAAGAGAGUCAAAGCGACGACUAAUACUGAACAACGUCUUCAAAUCAAAGGGACAUAAGGUGUUUAUUUCCCUUCACUCAGGAAACCAGUGGUUUAUUUUAUUUUACUCUAAAUCUCUGACUUUCUCUUCAUUCAUAAAUAAGCCAUCAUUAACAGUGAAACUCUUGAAAGUACUGCUUCAGGAGUGUCACAGUCCUGUCUGGGAUCUCAACAGUCGCGCUAAUUAACAUGUGCUGGAUAUGACAUCCAGAAAGGUCUCUGGAGUUCAAGCCUAUGCAGACGUUUGGAAGGACAGAAGCUGCUGCUUUGUUACAGCAGCAGUGUGUGCACGGUUGGCAGGAUGCUUCUGUGUUACAGCAGCGUAACUGAAGUAAAUGGUUUCCUUUCCCGUGGUUUCCAAGUCACGCCGCGUUGACUUCACUGAAAGAGACCUUUCUGUCUUUUGCACCUGCCAGCUUUCGCUUAGAUGUCGAAGAACAUCGCUUCCUAUUCUGCUUGUUCAUGUUUUACACCAGUAACAGCUGAACAUUCAAACAAUUACACAAUAUGGAUUUUUUUUAUCAUAGAGUGCUACUACAUACUGUAACGUAAGUGUCCCUUAUAUUUUGGUUAUUAGAUAACUGUGGCUAUUAUGUCCAGGUACAUUUAGUCACUCUCUGAAGGUUAGUGGUGAUAAGUCAUAUUUACACACAGCAGACACGUCGGUACUCAAUCGCUGACAAAUGCCAAUCAAUUCUUGCCAAAAUGGACUACAAACAAUGAAUACACUGAAAAUCCCAUCAUAAUGUUUUUGUGUCAUGUAAUCAGCACAGUGUAAUAACAAAAUAAAAAUACUUUAUUAAUGCUGAGGAAAUUUCUUUAUUACACACUUAAUUCCAAUAUAAAUAUGGAAGAUGGCAAAUAAGUUGAAAAUUGUAAACAAGUAAAAAUAAAAUGAGGUGAAACAUUUGAACAUAAAUAAAUAAAGUUAAACCUGUUUCUUAAAUUCAGGACAGUAACUAUGUUGCCACCUCUGUCUGCUCAUACUUUUUAUUGGUGUUUAAACACGUGUGUGUUUUAUUCCUUUUAAUUCCACUCCAUUAAAAACAGUUUCUGGUACUAAAAGGUACCAGAAAGUCAAACUUUGCUUCCCGAUCGAGGAUAAAGCUUUAUUUGAAUUUUCCCAAAUACUGUAAUGUGACUCAUUGUAGCUGGUUUUCAGUAUUAAAGUUCCAUGUUGUACAUAGUGGACAAGAGCGGUACAGGUCAGAGUAAGAAGCAGUGGUAGGUGGUGUGAUUUACCUUCUGUCACGCCCACUUGGCCAACGAUCUCUCUUCAGCCACUCUCACAGCCCUGACAGGACAUUUCACAGAGAAUUCCUCAUGUUGCUCCAGAUGUUACUGAGCAGGCAGAGCAGCUGCAGUAUAUGUGGCUAUGAUCUUACUUGAAACUGUAUUCUGUGGGAAAUUUGUAGUAGAUCACGCUCUUUGUGUGCAUCUGUUGUGUUUGUUUUCUUGUACUAAAUAAUUAAAAAACUCUUAACUCUC